CAAGGUGGCACACCUCAACUGUUUCACAUGCAGAUCCGUUUCAAGAGCCUUCAAUAUCUGGAUGCUUGAAGCCCACAGAGAUCUUUGGUGGAGCAGACCCUAUCUUCAUUAGGAUCAAACACAAAACAAAAAGACUAAUCCAAUGAAUCUACAUGUGGACUUCAUUGCUUUCUAUUUGCUCAGGUCAGCCAGAUGAACACACACAUAACAGCCCACAAAGCCAAGGUAAGGCAUCUGUGCUUCUUCCUUAUCCUGGGCUUUCAUUUGGUGUAUGCUGGUGUGCCAGGUCCAUGUAAGCACUCUGUCACCCAGGACCAUCUCUUGAAUUUAAGACGUCUGAUGAAGAACCAGUUGCAAAAUGGUUGUUCAAUAACCUACACCUUCACUGAGCACCAGAACCUGAGUGUUGUGUGUUAUGUUAAAGCAGCAUUCCCUCACAUACUGGAGCUACUCAACACCCAAUUCAGAUAUGCCAAGGACUCGGACAAUUACCGUUAUACUAAUUCACUGAAGAACUUGAUCUACAACAUUUACUCCCAGAGAUGCAUCCCUCCAAUCAAUGAGGAGAUUGAGGAUAGCCCAAAGAAGUUCAUAAGAACCCACAUGACUUUGCCCAGGGCAGCUUUGGAGAAAGUUGAGGAAGUGAUUCGCAUGUAUAUGGGUCUGAUGAUUCAGAGCAACAAGCCUGUGGACUGGAACUGUGAGGAGGAGUACACAGAAGAUUACCCAGAAUCCACCACUGAACCUCUCAGCCAAACAGCAGGUGCCUCCGAUUGCCCCUGCAUUUGUCCAGCGGUGAGCAUUAGACCAACUAAGUCUUCUGCAUCCACAAGUCAUUGGAAUAUUUACCCGAAAUCUACUCAAUCCCCACAAAGAUCAACCUUUUCACUUGUGGAAACCUUGAAGGGUGGUAAUGAAAGGACUAAACAAUCUAAGUCUGCUGUCCCAGUAACCAAACACCAAACACUAGAUCUAGGAACACCUGCCACAUGGAGAUCAACACAAGAACAUUUAUCCAACUCCCUCUUUGGUAGCACUCCAGCUUUUCAUGAAGAAACUUCAAAUUCAGAAACGGACCAUGUGCCAUCACCAGAUCUUUUCCCUUCAUUUACAAAUUUUCAGGAUGUAUUUCCAAACAGAACUGACUCAAGUGUUGAGACAACCACCUCUGGCCCCUACCAAAAAAGCACAAGCGAUAGCACGCAGGACGAUGUGGAGAAGAGCACGCCGCUUUUACUUGCCAAAAGGUCUUUAGAUUCCAAAAUCCAAGAAGGACCAUCCAGUUCCCUUGUAAAAUUAUCCAUGAACUCAGUUACUACAACAUCUCAACCAGCAUACAAAAAUAUAAAGAGCACAGAGAUAAAAAACAAGCCUUUCCAAAUGCUUCAACUGAGUAAACACAUUGCACCAGUCACAACCACAGUUCUGUCUUCUUUGAAAGCAGCUGCACAUUCAUCAGAAGGCUUAAGCGCCCUUGUUGAACAGCCAGGUCAUUUACACAGCCCUCCUAAAAAUUUCCAAACACACACUCAAAGUCCGGUGAGGAUGCCAAGGAAUUUCAUGAGAACCGUCCAUAAGGCAAAGCUCAGCAAAGACAGCAGAUCCCAGGAGGAUAGGCAGGAGAUGAAGAACCAAACUCAUCCAGACAGAGAAACACAGAGGAACCCUGCCACAGAACAAUCCAGCAGUACAAUCAUCUCCUUUGGCACCGUGCUCAUUAUUACAUUAGGGUGUGGUGGACUUCUGCUCAUUACCGUCCUGUUUUACAGACAGCAAAAAGUAAGUGACUCACAAGUCAUUUUUGCUCUUCUGAGAAGACCCGCUUAGAAUGGCAUCUAGGUCAAUGCUGGUCUGGAGAGAAACAUGCUGUGACCAGUAGCCAAAACAUAUGCUUGUUACUAGCUCUGGAGGUCUUUUCAGCAGGAUGUCCCAAGUGAUCUCGUUCAAACAGAAAAAUCAACAUUCUUUGAUGUUUCCAAUAUGAGUUGAUGGAUUAAAUUAUUUAUUCCAAACAAACAAUAAAUUGGGAAACAAAAUAUCAGCAGGUUGCUUUUUCUCAUUCUGUAUAUAGAAUUAUAAUACGUUUUAAAAUACAUCUUUUAUUGCUCAAAAGGUGUCUACAACUAGGAUAUAGCACUAGAACAGGAAAUGACUUGAUCUGGCAGAUGGUCCAUUGGAAAAUAUGAAAAUAUUUUAAGCAUUUAAACACACAUUCAUUUG
This is a messenger RNA of Sinocyclocheilus grahami, 2220 nucleotides long. RefSeq lists its product as uncharacterized. The transcript is spliced from 7 exons. Gene Ontology annotation, molecular function: cytokine activity; growth factor activity. Lineage: Eukaryota; Metazoa; Chordata; Actinopteri; Cypriniformes; Cyprinidae. Gene Ontology annotation, cellular component: membrane. Bases 193 to 1827 code for a protein of 544 amino acids. The record is from RefSeq and is a predicted model, not a curated record.